CAGGUGCGGUCCCCGGCCUCUCGGGCCCCCAGUUAACCCCACUGUGCACACCGGACCCUCCUGCGCACGCGCGCCGCGGCGCCGGACAGUUGGUGGUGCUGGCUCUGCCCUGCUGUUCGUCUCCCUGCCUUGCUCCGUAGCGCGCGACCGUGGCUCAACACGCCGGCGCACUGGCGCUCUGGUGGAGGCGCGGCGCGCAGGCGCAGCUGGGGGGUGUGAGGCCGCGCAGGCGCGGACGGCGUUGAUUCGAAGACCUUCAGCGUUGCCCGAGCAGAGCGGAGACAGGCCCUCGGGGUGGAGGUCUUUGGUUUCAUAAGAGCCUGAGAGAGAGUUUUCUAAGAUAUGUGUAACACACCAACUUACUGUGACCUAGGAAAGGCUGCUAAGGAUGUCUUCAACAAAGGAUAUGGAAUUUUCUACUUCUGGUCAUGCUUACACUGAUACAGGGAAAGCAUCAGGCAACCUAGAAACCAAAUAUAAGGUCUGUAACUAUGGACUUACCUUCACCCAAAAAUGGAACACGGACAAUACUCUAGGGACAGAAAUCUCUUGGGAGAAUAAGUUGGCUGAAGGGUUGAAACUGACUCUUGAUACCAUAUUUGUACCGAACACAGGAAAGAAGAGUGGGAAAUUGAAGGCCUCCUAUAAACGGGAUUGUUUUAGUGUUGGCAGUAAUGUUGAUAUAGAUUUUUCUGGACCAACCAUCUAUGGCUGGGCUGUGUUGGCCUUCGAAGGGUGGCUUGCUGGCUAUCAGAUGAGUUUUGACACAGCCAAAUCCAAACUGUCACAGAAUAAUUUCGCCCUGGGUUACAAGGCUGCGGACUUCCAGCUGCACACACAUGUGAACGACGGCACUGAGUUUGGAGGUUCUAUCUACCAGAAGGUUAAUGAGAAGAUUGAAACAUCCAUAAACCUUGCUUGGACGGCUGGGAGUAACAACACCCGUUUUGGCAUUGCUGCUAAGUACAAGCUGGAUUGUAGAACUUCUCUCUCUGCUAAAGUAAAUAAUGCCAGCCUGAUUGGACUGGGUUAUACUCAGACCCUUCGACCAGGAGUCAAAUUGACUUUAUCAGCUUUAAUCGAUGGGAAGAACUUCAGUGCAGGAGGUCACAAGGUUGGCUUGGGAUUUGAACUGGAAGCUUAAUGUGGUUUGAGGAAAGCAUCAGAUUUGUCCCUGGAAGUGAAGAGAAAUGAACCCACUGUGUUUUGGCCUUAAAAUUCUUCUGUGAAAUUUCAAAAGUGUGAACUUUUUAUUCUUCCAAAGAAUUGUAAUCCUCCCCACACUGAAGUCUAGGGGUUGCGAAUCCCUUCUGAGGGAGGCGCUUGAAGGCAUGCCUGGAAGUUGUCAUGUUUGUGCCACGUUUCAGUUCAGUUCUGCAGUGUUAUUAAAUGUGUUCCUCAGCGACAGUGUAGUGUCAUGUUAGAGGAGACGAUCUGACCCUCCAGUUUGUACAUCACGUCCUGCAUGUCCCACACCAUUUUUUCAUGACCUUGUAAUAUAUCAGUCUCUGUGCUAUAGUGGAAUCUUUGGUUUUGCAUCAGAGUAAAAUAAAAUAAACCCAUCACAUUUGGAACAUAA
Piliocolobus tephrosceles (Ugandan red Colobus) is the source of this 1579-nucleotide messenger RNA. RefSeq names its product voltage dependent anion channel 3 (gene VDAC3). Gene Ontology annotation, cellular component: mitochondrial outer membrane. Bases 389 to 1144 code for a protein of 251 amino acids. The record is from RefSeq and is a predicted model, not a curated record. Gene Ontology annotation, biological process: monoatomic anion transmembrane transport. Gene Ontology annotation, molecular function: voltage-gated monoatomic anion channel activity. NCBI's taxonomy places the organism in Eukaryota, Metazoa, Chordata, Mammalia, Primates, Cercopithecidae. The transcript has 9 exons.